This is a messenger RNA of Bombyx mori (domestic silkworm), 2657 nucleotides long. RefSeq lists its product as uncharacterized. The transcript is spliced from 2 exons. Lineage: Eukaryota; Metazoa; Arthropoda; Insecta; Lepidoptera; Bombycidae. Bases 325 to 1563 code for a protein of 412 amino acids. The record is from RefSeq and is a predicted model, not a curated record. Gene Ontology annotation, molecular function: protein binding.
UUAGAAAAGUAAUUAGCAAAGUAUGGUUACGACAUUGAAGUAUGAAACUGGGUUACAGUGAUAGUCGUCGGAUUAAGUUUCAGAACGAAUUAAAUCAGAACUACCAACAUUUUGACAAUGAACGUCAAAAUCACGAGUCUAUCGGUCAAAUGAUAAAAUUGUAAACAUUGAAAUAUGAUUUAGAAAAAACAAUCAAUUACCUAAUAACGCAGUACUUAGGUGCUAUAAACAUUGUACGUAUAUAAAAUAUAAUUGUGAAAAUAUGUUACCGUUUUCUAAAAAAGCUCUUCACUGAGACUCAUACUUGAGUUUUUAUUAAAGGAAAUGACUGAUAUACACUGUCUACCAGUAGAAACUCUCGUAGAAAUACUAGUUAAAACUGAUGGCACGACCCUAGGUAAGUGUCGGAGAGUGUGUAAAAAAUGGAAAGAAAUUAUAGACGAUGUGGAUUUGCUAUGGGAAAAAAUUUGCAGAAAAGAAUACAAGUAUCCCUCGAGGAUCGCCAGAAAACGUUGCGGAAAUGACACGAGAUGGUAUCAUUUAUAUAAAAAUAUUAAAACUUGGUCGAAUGUUAUGUCGUACGAGAUAAAUAUUCGUGAAUUCUACAAAUUCAGUUUGAAUGAUAAAUCCCAUGCCCUAGGCAUCGAUUACGGAGUACUACCCCUAAAAGACACUAGAGGAGUAGUGCUGUACGAUAUGAAUAACUUAAAGUAUAUACCUGUCGCGGUUCCAGAGAGGAACUGCCUUAAAAUAGCAAACAACGACCAUGUCAGUGUUGUAUUAGUGAAGUCCGGUAUCUUUGUUCAGAAAACCGUUGAAGAUCAAGAAAAUAUGUCUGAAGCGUUCUUCUAUGCUGAUGAUUUCGUACUACACGGAGAGGAACUGUAUUUCUACAAUAACCGGGACAUAUACAAAUGUGAUUUAAGUUUUCAUAAUUUAUCAUCAAAAUUGAUUUUGCACUGUAAUUAUGAUAUCAAAGCAUUGCAGUACAGCGAUUGUACGAUUCAUGUAUUUACAGACUGCGGUAAAAUAGUAAACAUAUCUAAAGAUCUCACUGUCAAUGUGAGACCUUUAAACUGCCCCCCAGAAUGGAUAAAACAAAUAAAACAUAUAUGUCCAAUUAAUGAUAAAAACUUUGUAUGUUACUCAAGAAAUUUAUUCAAGAUUGAAACAGACAAAUACCGACAUUUAUAUUUGGAUUUUCCACCGAUCACAGCCCUAUUCUUUUAUGGAGACUUUGUUUUGAUUGGUACAAGAGCUGGAGAAAUCUUGUUAUAUCGGUUGUCCAGUCAAAAGAAGGCCACAAAGCCGAUAUUCGAGAAACUAUCAGAGUUACCAGACGGAAAGUUUGCUGUGCAAUUGGAUGUGUGUGAAAGAAAGUCUGGACCAGUUAUUGUGGCUGCAACAUUCUUUGAGAUUCUGUUGUUGGAAAUAGAUUUCUUUCCUUAUGAAAAAGAAAAUAAAACUUCAUUCGAAAUGAACAAGUUACAAAUGUACAAGCGUAUGUUGAGGCUACGGGAUAGAUUACGUGUUGGAAUACCGUCUCUAAAAGCCAUUUCUUAAUAAUAAACAUUAUUAAAUCAGGAUCAAUGUCUCACAAUACAUGUUGGCAUAUUUUUGCUGUUGUUAAUCAGCCUAUGCGUUUAUAGUUCACUUGGUGUGAAGAAGAGUUCACGGAAAUGUUUUUAAUAAUUAAUAAUUCUAAAUUAUUACAUAAAUAACACGUCCAUGCUGUUACUACUGUGAUUGAUGUCAUAAUCGUUUUUAUUAAUAAUCUUCAUGAGGCUCCUUAUUGUUAGCCCAAUAAGGGUUAUUAAUACAGUAUGAAGAGUGAUGUCAAAGAACAUAAUUGUUUUAUUUUUCUAAUUUGGUAUAAUAUCUCAUAUCAAUGAAUGUGUCCUAGCAAAAAAAAUCUUUAUAUCAGCUUUUAUUCUGCUAGCCAUAGAAUACAGCAUCAAUUCUGUAGAUUUUUACCCAAAUUAUAUCAGUUUUGGUUUGGUACCGUUUAGUAACAUAGACCCCCCCCCAAAAGUACUGUAAAAUACAGUAAUGACCAGCUCCUUACUUUACACUGACCGAUUUUGUUAGAACGAUAAGACGUCAUCUGCUUUCAGUAUAUACUUAGGCGAGUCCACUGCGCGGUACUUAGAGUGGCUGCUUGUACAGUGGGAACAGCGCCCCUAGCGGCAAACGUAGGCACACGUUCCAACUCCAUACAAAUCUCAGUUAACUUUUACGCUAUCGAGAACGUUAAAAAACUCGCACUAAGCACACUAUAGGGUUUGUCGAGAAGGGAACAAUUUGGAUUUAAUAUUACAAAAUCAGAAGAUAGUAUAGGUAUAUAGGUAUCCUUUCUCAGGACUAGAAAGCGUCCACUAUCUCAACGAUGGAAUAACUUAUUGCCGAUACCUAAGAUUUAAGAUUGGCUAAUAUGUAGUGUGCUACUAAGGGUGUGAUAUAUAUAUAAAAAAAUGGGAAACAUUUUUUCUAAUCAUUACCAGGAGAAAUGCUAGUAACAAGAUACGUAAAAGAGAAAAUGUAAUACAUUAAUCUGAAUCGUGAAAGCUAAUUACAAACACGGUGUACACCCAGUUGAGUGUAUUCAAGUAGAUUAGCUCGUAAAUUAUUUAUUGUUGAAUAAAUGUUUUUUUGUUAUA